This is a messenger RNA of Suillus subalutaceus, 739 nucleotides long. RefSeq names its product P-loop containing nucleoside triphosphate hydrolase protein. Gene Ontology annotation, biological process: transmembrane transport. Lineage: Eukaryota; Fungi; Basidiomycota; Agaricomycetes; Boletales; Suillaceae. The annotation marks the transcript as partial. The record is from RefSeq and is a predicted model, not a curated record. Gene Ontology annotation, molecular function: ATP binding; ATP hydrolysis activity; ATPase-coupled transmembrane transporter activity. The transcript is spliced from 5 exons.
AUUAUCGACGAAUUUAACGUCCAGGCAUAUCGACAGCAGUUUUCACUUGUGUCGCAAGAACCUGGGUUCAAUACCGAAGUCGGUGGGAAGGGAUCCCAACUUUCGGGGGGUCAAAAACAACGUAUAGCAAUCGCUCGCGCACUGCUUCGGAAUCCAAAGGUUCUUCUGCUCGACGAAGCUACAUCAGCUCUUGAUUCAAACUCGGAGAAGGUCGUGCAAGAAGCUCUUGACAAAGCUGCUAGAGGUCGUACCACCAUUGCUAUCGCCCACCGCCUUUCGACCAUCCAGAACGCUGAUCGCAUAUAUUUCAUCAAGGAAGGCAGAGUGAGCGAAUCUGGAACCCACGAUGAGCUUCUUGCGCGGAGAGGAGAUUAUUACGAGUUCGUACAGCUGCAAGCACUCAGCAAGAAGUAGUGGAAAUUUAAUAACGCCCGAUGCCCCCACUUAUUAAUUAAUUACGAUCUCAUACGAAUCCCCUUCUAGAGCGAAUAAAUCAUUCCAGCUUUCUGGAGCCUUGAAAAAGACACAGGACUCGAAUGUUUGAGCGCCCGCGUCGUCAUCCUAAUUCAAUUCAAACACCAACUCUUGUGCCCAGAAGCUGUGUGCCUGUGCAUCAGGUGACAGGUCUGAGUGAUUUAACCGACCUCACUUUCCCAAUGAGUAAGGGAACCUGAAAGUUCGAAAGUUCUGUCCCACCCGUCCGGCCCGUCCCGUCUGUCCCGUCCGUUCCGUCCGUCCC